UCUGCUUCGCCGGCUCACACUUCCAUCACCAUCUCCCCCAACCCCUCUGUUUUUGACACUUCUUCCGACACCCUUCUGACACCUAUACGCAUACGUGUUGUAGAAAUCCCAGGAUGACGUCCAGUAGACCAGCAAAUCCCCCCAAUCUGGACAAUAUGCCCGUAGAACUGUUCUGGCAGAUGGCCGAGCACCUCCCGGUUGAAGCCCUGACCAGCCUGCGCACAGUAUCCCGGGGAGUCAGCGCGAGAGCACUGCAGCCCUUCGCGCAGUGUGGCUUGAGCACCGUGUCGAUGACCCUCGAUGCCCAGGGCUACGGCAAGUUGGACGAGAUUGCCAACCACGAGUUCUACCAGAAAUUCCCCCAGCGGCUGGCCAUGUAUCCGCCCGACGGCCCGUGCGACUGGACGAACGCGACGCUGUGCAAGCUGGGCCAGACCCUGGAGCACCAGCUGGCGCAGUGCCGGGAGGUCGUGCUCUACUACGGCAUGCCGGACCCGGCGGACCGCCUGGAAGACAUGCUGGGCCUGCACGUGCUGUGCCGCAUGCUGGCCGCCGGCCAGAUCCAUCUGCACCGCCUGGUGCUGUUCCAGCGGCAGGCCCCCGAGCGCCGCGCCGCGCUCGAGCUCCUCGCCUGGCCCCGGCCGUACCUACCGCCGAACAUCGCGAGCAUCUGGGCCGAGCUGCGCCAGCUGCACGUCUACGAGCCCGAGGACAACGCAGCCAUCGACUACGUGCGGGCGCUGCUGCCGACGAUCCUGCAGAACGCGCCGCAGCUCGAGGAUUUCAAGCACGUGGUCUCGCCGCGGCUGUUCCUCCGUGACUACGUGAUUCCGGUGCGCUGCGCGAUCUGGGCCGGUGAGGAUGCGUCGGUUGUGCGGGCCCCGGCGCCGCUCAAGCGGGUGGAGGUCGCGGGCACGUACAUCAACCUCGCGGACCUGAUGGGGUUUUUGGCAAGGUACGGCCCGACGCUGGAGCGCGUGCAGAUCUGCGUGACGUACGCCCACGGCAGCAGUGCGCGGUGGUCGGAGGUGCUGGCGCAUAUGAAGGAGGUCUGUCCCGUGCUGCGGUAUGUGUCGGUCGUGACGUGCCGGCGGUCGCUGGGCUGCGUGGAGUCGGAGGACCGGGGCCGCAUGUUGGAGGCAUUGGAUCGGAUGAUUGAGAUGGCGGAACAGGCGGGGAUUUAGGUUAUCCUGUUGCUCUGCUCUGCUCUACUCUGCUCUGCUCUCGGUGUUGAGGCGCACGUAUGGAUCGGGUGUAGAUCGUAGAUUGUAUCACUUUCUAUCACCGUAUUCCAUCCCUCAUAAGUAAGCUCAACAUGAUUGCGACUGACCCAUAGCUCGUUCUCUUAUUAAGUAUUGAAUUAUAAAUCCUCGCUCCUUUCGCCA
Aspergillus japonicus CBS 114.51 is the source of this 1385-nucleotide messenger RNA. RefSeq lists its product as uncharacterized. The record is from RefSeq and is a predicted model, not a curated record. Lineage: Eukaryota; Fungi; Ascomycota; Eurotiomycetes; Eurotiales; Aspergillaceae. The coding region runs from base 114 to 1184 and encodes 356 amino acids. The transcript has a single exon.